This is a messenger RNA of Protobothrops mucrosquamatus (brown spotted pit viper), 537 nucleotides long. RefSeq names its product inositol polyphosphate 5-phosphatase OCRL-1-like. The transcript is spliced from 4 exons. The record is from RefSeq and is a predicted model, not a curated record. Lineage: Eukaryota; Metazoa; Chordata; Lepidosauria; Squamata; Viperidae. The annotation marks the transcript as partial.
AUGACCUUGGGAAUUGAUUCCAACACAUCUUUCUCCUUUGAGAAUGUAAAGUUUCGGCAGCUUCAGAAGGAGAAAUUCCAGAUCACAAACAACGGUCAAGUCCCCUGCCACUUCUCCUUUAUCCCCAAGCUGAACGACACGCAGUACUGUAAACCAUGGCUUCGUGCUGAGCCCUGCGAAGGUUAUUUGGAACCAAACGAGACGGUGGACAUCUCCUUGGACGUCUACGUCAGCAAGGACUCGGUGACCCUCCUCAAUUCGCGGGAGGACAAGAUCGAGGAGAUCCUGGUCCUCCACCUGGACCGGGGCAAGGAUUACUUCCUUACCAUCAGCGGCAACUACCUGGUCAGCUGCUUUGGGACCUCCUUGGAAGCCCUGUGCCGGAUGAGGCAGCCCAUCCGUGAAGUCCCCGUCACGAAGCUCAUCGAUCUGGAGAAGUCUCUUCUGAAGAUGGUGCCUCAGGAUGAAGACUCUAGUGACCGACCUUUGCACAUACCCAAGGAGAUCUGGCUCCUGGUGGACCACCUCUUCAAGAAU